Limulus polyphemus (Atlantic horseshoe crab) is the source of this 6290-nucleotide messenger RNA. RefSeq names its product CREB-binding protein-like. The transcript has 23 exons. Gene Ontology annotation, cellular component: transcription regulator complex; nucleus; histone acetyltransferase complex. Gene Ontology annotation, biological process: positive regulation of transcription by RNA polymerase II. Lineage: Eukaryota; Metazoa; Arthropoda; Merostomata; Xiphosura; Limulidae. The record is from RefSeq and is a predicted model, not a curated record. Gene Ontology annotation, molecular function: zinc ion binding; transcription coactivator activity; chromatin DNA binding. The coding region runs from base 505 to 5415 and encodes 1636 amino acids.
GAGCACCUGUACAACAGAACCAAGCUAAUCAAGGUCCUGCACCAGCUGACAUGCAGCGAGCCUAUGCUGCUUUAGGUUUACAGUACAUUGCAGGAGGAAACAACAAUAAUGGCAACACCCAAGUUAUGCAACAGAGACUUGGACAGGCUCAAGGGAUUGGAGAAAUGCAGAACUUGAAUUACAUGUCUGUAACAUCUCGACAGAAUCAGCUGCAGCCUCUUGCUGCUGCACCUUCCAGCCAAGGAUCUCAGUCACAAGAGCUCAUCAGCACAACUGAUGCUUGUCAGAUCAAUUUGAUGGGAAGAAAUCUGAUGUCAGUGGGCUUAUCUGGUGAAAUAUUGAGUCAAAUAUCAUCCGCAGUACAUGCUUCUCCAGCAGAACCUUCUUCAAGAACCAAGACAUGGCAUCAGUCUGUGUCUUCUAAUCUGAGAAAUUGUUUGGUGCAAAAAAAUUGUGCAAACAAUCUUUCCAACUCCUGAUCCAUCUGCCCUCCAGGACAGAAGGAUGGAGAAUCUAGUCACGUAUGCACGGAAAGUGGAAAGAGACAUGUUUGAGGAAGCCAAUAGUAGAGAACAAUAUUACCAAAAACUAGCAGAAAAAAUUUAUAAAAUUCAAAAAGAAUUGGAAGAAAAAAGAGAGAAAAGAAAACAACAACAAGAGCAACAGCUUCGUCAAGUUCAUCAGGUUGGAACAAAUAUGGGAACACCGAGUCCAGUUGGUAGCCCUGGGAGAAUACCAUCAGGAAAUCUAUCACCAUCAUUACUUACUUCUCAGCAGAAGAUGCCCCCACCAAAUAUAACCAUCCCUGGACCAAGGAACGAAUUCUUUUCUAAUGUCGGCAAUAACCAGGUACUUAGCUCAACAGGAGUGAGUAGUAAUCAGUCUCAUUUCCAAAUGUCAAACUCAAGUAUGCAGCCAGUGAUAUCUGUUAGUCCACAACACUCCUAUUUUAAUUAUGUGAGCCACCCAGUAAGUGUCGUGAAUACCGGUCCUGUCUCACUUAGAGGAACUUCCAACUCAGGAUUUCAGGAAGGCUACUCUCGGCUGAAUGAUACUAUGAAAGUAAGGCAGAUUAUGAUGGUGCAGUCUCAGCAACAAGGAAACCAGUUGAUUGGACAGCCUGGUGAAGUUCAAAUGACAUCAACAGUUUACAGCAAUAUUAACUCUCCAGCCAGUAGGAUUCAUAUGCAAGAACAACCACAAAAUAGUCAAGUAUCAGGAAAUCAUCUUUCAAGUUUAUCACCUCAGAUGAUCCCCUCAUCUCCUUCUUAUAUUCAAACUUUUCCCCAGUCAUAUACCCCUCAACCCCAGUCAAACCAAACUCCUAUCCAGCAACCUCCAAGAGCAGCCUCAGUACCAGGAACAACUAGAAACACUCCUACUCCCAACAAUUUCCAGCAAGAGCUUCAUGAAAGUUGGCAAAAGAAACAACAAUCGCAGCAAAUGAGCUCACCUUUUUCUGAAGUUUCAACUUCUCAAGGAUUAUCUAUUACUAGUAACUCUGAAGGAGUAGCUUCUCAAAAGGAUAUAAUGUGUACUUUAGCUUAUUCUAGUAACAAAAUACAAAAUCCAGUAUCUGAAACGUACACUCCCUCCGUUACCAGUGCCCCAUCCUCAGGAGUUGAAGUAACUGCUUCCAUUGGGAAGACUCCUUUUACUGCUACUACAGAGAUAAAAAUGGAAAUAGACACUUUUGAAAUUAAAGAAGAGAGUAAAACAGAAGUAAAAAUGGAAGUUCAUACUCCAAAAUAUGAGAGUGAAGUGAAAGUAGAAGUAAAACCUGAAACUGUCGAUGAUAGCAAUACUUCAGGAUAUGUUAGUUCAGAGUGUUCUGCAACUGUUAAAGAAGAACCAUCAACUCCAGUGUCCAGUGGAGAACAACCAGAUACUUCAAACGAUGAUCCAGAAACAUACCAGCCACCUCCCAAACCAAAACCCAACAAAAAAGUUUUUAUGCCUGAUGAAUUACGUCAAGCAUUGAUGCCUACGCUAGAAAAGUUGUACAAACAGGAUCCUGAAUCCUUACCAUUUAGACAGCCUGUGGAUCCACAUCUUCUGCAAAUUCCAGAUUACUUGGACAUCAUUCAGAAACCAAUGGAUUUAUCUACUAUUAAACGGAAACUAGAUACUGGACAGUAUCAAGAUCCCUGGCAGUAUGUGGACGAUAUAUGGCUCAUGUUUGAUAAUGCCUGGUUGUACAAUAGAAAAACUUCCCGUGUUUAUCGAUACUGUAACAAGCUGGCAGAAGUUUUUGAACAAGAGAUAGACCCAGUGAUGCAAUCUCUUGGUUACUGUUGCGGGAGGAAGUACAUCUUUCAACCUCAAGUUCUGUGUUGUUACGGCAAACAGCUUUGUACUAUACCUAGAGAUAUGAAAUAUUGGAGUUACCAAAACAGGUAUACCUAUUGUCAACGAUGUUUUAGUGAAAUUAAAGGGGAUUCUGUAGUACUUGGUGAUGAUCCAACAGCACCCCAGACUACAAUUCCUAAGGAUCAAUUUGAAGAAAAGAAAAAUAAUCAUUUAGAAAUGGAACCCUUUGUAGACUGUAUGGAUUGUGGAAGAAAACUUCAUCAAAUUUGUGUUGUUUACUCUGAAAACAUAUGGCCAGAAGGGUUUGUGUGUGAUAAUUGUCUAAAAGUGCAAGGGAAAAAGAGAAAAGAAAACAAGUACACAAGCAAAAGAUUGCAACAAACAAAGCUUGGAAAUUACAUUGAAAAUCGAGUGAACAAUUACCUGAAGAAAAAAGAAAUUUGUGGGGUUGAAGUUACAAUCAGAGUGGUGGCAAGUGGAGACAAAAUCAUGGACGUAAAGGCAGGAAUGAGAAGCAGAUACGUAGAAACUGGACAAUUACCAGAACAGUUUCCUUAUCGAACCAAGGCCCUUUUUGCAUUUGAAGAAAUAGAUGGGGUUGAGGUCUGUUUCUUUGGUAUGCACGUCCAGGAGUAUGGGUCUGAAAGUCCCAUGCCAAACACGAGGAGGGUAUACAUAGCUUAUCUGGAUAGUGUACAUUUCUUUCGACCGAAACAGUUCAGGACAGCAGUUUACCAUGAGAUUCUUCUGGGAUACUUGGACUAUGUAAAGCAGUUAGGGUAUACUAUGGCACAUAUCUGGGCAUGCCCACCCAGUGAAGGAGAUGACUACAUCUUUCACUGCCAUCCGCCAGAACAAAAAAUUCCCAAACCAAAGAGAUUACAGGAGUGGUAUAGAAAGAUGCUAGACAAAGCAAUUAUUGAAAGAGUGGUUCUUGAUUACAAGGAUAUCUUGAAACAGGCCACUGAGGAUAAUAUAAAAAGUGUAGCAGAACUUCCUUAUUUUGAAGGAGACUUUUGGCCUAAUGUCAUGGAAGACUGCAUCAAGGAGCUGGAACAAGAAGAAGAAGAUAAACGGAAAGCUGCUGAGGCAUCAGUAGCAUCUGGUGGAGAUGAUGAAGGAGAGGCUGAGGGUGCUCAGGAUCAAGGGAAAAAAAAGGGGCAAAAGAGUGGACGAAACAAGAAAAUCAGCAAGAACAAAAACACACAGAGGAAGAGCAACAAAAAGUCAAAUGUUCCAAACACAGGAAAUGAUCUGUCUGCUAAAAUUUAUGCCACAAUGGAAAAACACAAAGAGGUAUUCUUUGUAAUUCGUCUUCAUUCGGCUCAGGCAGCUGCCAGCUUGGCUCCUAUUCAAGAUCCCGACCCUCCUAUUAACUGUGACUUGAUGGAUGGAAGGGAUGCCUUUCUGACAUCGGCACGAGAAAAGCAUCAUGAAUUCUCAUCAUUACGACGUGCAAAGUACUCAACUAUGGCCAUGUUGUAUGAGUUACACAAUCAAGGGCAAGAUCGAUUUGUAUACACGUGUAACAGAUGUAAAGCUAAUGUGGAGACCAGAUUCCACUGCACAGUGUGUGAUGACUUUGAUCUAUGUGUACUGUGUUACAAAAAAGAAAAUCAUGUGCACAAGAUGGAAAAGCUUGGUUUUGACUUGGAUGAUGGCUCUGCUGCUUCAGAUCAGAAACGGGCCAAUCCCCAAGAAUCACGUUGGCUGUCCAUCCAGAGAUGCAUCCAAUCGCUUCUUCAUGCUUGUCAAUGUCGAGAUGCCAACUGUAGACUGGCAAGCUGUCAAAAGAUGAAACGUAUUGUCCAGCACUCCAAAAGCUGCAAGCGUAAGAAUGGUGGCUGUCCUGUCUGCAAACAGCUUAUUACACUGUGUUAUUACCAUGCUAGACAUUGUCAGGAAGAAAAGUGCUUGGUACCGUUCUGUCUAAACAUCAAACACAAACUUCGCCAACAACAACUCCAACAGAGAGUACAGCAAGCUCAAAUUCUCCGUCGCCGAAUAGCUAGUAUGGCAACCAUGCAGAACCAACAAGUGGCUGGGCAGGAUUCCCAGUCUAAUUCAAUGUCUAGUGAGCCGUCUUCAUCAGAAGCCUCAGCAGUGAUCCAUGUUGGACCUACAACAACAGGUCCUCCAGCGGGUGCUCUCCAAGCUGUCCAAGCAGUACAAGCUGCAGCAGCAAGGCAGCAAGCUCCUCACCUAGUUGGUGCUUACCAGAAGGGAAGCCCUGCGAGUCCAUCUCCAACUAAUGGAAAUACUUUAAUGGCCACUGCAUGGACACAGCCUCACACAGUACAGAUGGUCCAAAGCACGGGCGACAGACUGGUUGGAUUGAACAGCCCCAACCGAUGGGACGGACCACAACCAAACUUUGUCCAACAAGCUUCACCACAGCAGACUCAGAUGACUGAGCAGCAGUUGGGUAUAAGACAGCCAGCACAGAUGAUGGGUCCAGCACCUAGAAACCCAGCAGUUACUAUGGGUCCCCCACCUGUAGGGCCAGGCAUGCAGCGUGCAGUUCAGUUGCCUCAAGGUCUGCCUCAGUUGCUACAGAUGUUACACUUACCUGCAUCCCCUCAGCAACAUCAAAAAGUAUUGCAGAUGUUAAAGUCAAACCCUCAGCUCAUGGCUUAUUUCAUUAAACAUAGGAAUGCACAGCAGCAGCAGCAAAUGGUGGUCUCAACCCAAACUAAUAUGGGGAGUGCUUUACAGCCAGGGAUUUCUGGGCAGCUAUCCCCUCAGCAACAGCAACAAAUGAUGAUUUCAAACCAAUCUAGUAUGGGAAGUGCUGUACAAUCAGGAAUUCCUGGGCAGUUAUCACCUCGGCAACAGCAGCAAAUGAUGAUUUCAACCCAAGCUGAUAUUGGCAGUGCUGCACAGCCAGGAAUUUCUAGACAGCUGUCACCCCAACAACAGCAGCAACAUAUGAUGAUGUCAACCCAAGCUAGUAUGGGGAGUGGUUCUCAGCCAGGUAUUUCUGGGCAGUUAUCACCACAGCAGCAACAGCAUAUGAUGGUCUCAACUCAAACUAAUCUUGGGAGUGCUGCACAGCCAGGAAUUUCUAGACAGCUGUCACCCAACAACAGCAGCAGCAACAUAUGAUGAUGUCAACCCAAGCUAGUAUGGGGAGUGGUUCUCAGCCAGGGAUUCCUGGGCAGGUAUCAUCUCAACAGCAGCAACAAAUGGUAGUCUCAAACCAAGCUAAUAUGGGAAACGAUGUUCAGCCAGGAAUUCCUGUACAAUUACCAUCUCAACAGCAGCAACAGUGGUUGCAAAAACAGCACUUGUUAGCAAUGCAACGGCAACAGCCCCCACUGUAUACCCCACGAUCACGUCCACCUAAUUCCAUGAACUAUAAUCCCCACCAACAAAAUUUUCACACUGAUGGUGGGGGCCAGUAUCCACUUUAUCAACAGCAGCAGCUCUUAUUGCAGUCUCAACAAUUGAAACAGCAAAUUGUAUCCCCUAAUCACCCACCCAUGAGUCCUCAACAAAGCCUGAUGGGACAUCCUCAGGCAGUGGCACCUGUGGCUUCACCUCAACAGUUGCUACGCUCUCCCCCAUCUGUAAGAUCACCACAGCCCAUUCCAUCUCCUCACCAGCAGCAUGCUUUGUCUCCUCAUCACUCUUCACAGACCCAUUCUCCUCGCCCAACUCUCAAUGUGGCUGUGAGUGCUUCCCACGCAUAUGGAGUUCCAGAUCAGAUAAUAUCCACGAACGAUAUGAUGCUCACCCAACUAUCGAGUGCCAGCUCGUCCCAUUCCAGCAUGGUGAGCCAGAACACUGGGAACCCAGAACCAAGCCUCUCUAGAGAUGAGCUAACUCCUCAGGAGCAGCUGAAUAGGUUUGUUGAAAACUUGUAACCCUCGAUAUAGAAUAAACAAGAACUUAUUGUGGACUAGCCAUGACUGUGAAUAUUUUCUGACAGAGAAUGACUUGAAUUUGCAGUUUUUAAUAUUUUGUACUUCAAAAAAAAA